Molecule: messenger RNA, 1634 nt
Organism: Colletotrichum destructivum
Lineage: Eukaryota; Fungi; Ascomycota; Sordariomycetes; Glomerellales; Glomerellaceae
Exons: 3
Coding region: 77-457 (126 amino acids)
Source: RefSeq, a predicted model, not a curated record
UCUUGGAGCUCUCCCUCAGCUCAGAUUUUCCAUAUAAAGGCGCUUCUCUUGCUCACAUCAGAUUAAAAUCAUUAAAAUGCGCUUCUUCAACGCCCUCAUUCUCUCCACCCUCUCUAUUGGCGGCGUUGUCACCGCGCUUCCUACCGUGAAGAGCAGCGAUGUUGCCACUGUCUCUGUUGCCGCUGCCGCUGUCGAGCCGGCCUCCGGGAUGAAGACUGACAUCCAAGCCAGAGCGGGAGUCAAUGACGCGGCGGCGAAAGCGAAGCACGAAGCAAACCACAAGAAGGAGGACGCAGGCAAGUGCGGCACAGGCUGCGAGAACUCGAUUAAUUCGUACCACUCCCAAAACUCCCAGGCGUCCAAGAACUCCCAGGCGUCCAAGAACUCCCAGGCGUCCAAGAACUCUCAGAAGAAGAAGGGUGGACGGAGUCUUAAGAAGGAGAAGGUAAAAGCGUAGAGACAAUUGUCACACCAUGUGUCAGGCAGAGAUGUCACAUCUGGCUACGUUGGCAGUAUCACAUUCGUUUUAUCUCCUUAGGUCAAUAUGUACAGCAUUGCUUUGCUAGCCUAACACGAUGCUUAAAGAAAAUAUAGUCUUACGCAGGCUUAACUAAGUUUGCAAAGAAUAUGCUAGUAUAUGGGGUCUUUCGCUACCUAGACAGUCGGGAUAUUCCCCUAGUCUCUCGUUCUUCAUACUGAACACACCAUGUUAACCCCCUGCCUAACGACCGCUGUCCAACAACAUCAUUGCUUUUAGUUUCAUCUCUAUCACACUUUCUGUCUAGCUCUCCGACCCCGUGCGGCAACUACCUGCUGCCAUCCGGCCUGCGCGGGAACUCUGGCUACGACCUCCAUUGAGGACUCCCUCAACUCGUAGCUCUGUAGCCAAGACCAUAACUCAAAGGAAAGACACAUGUCCGAGUCCGGCGCAGAGGACAAUGAAACCACUUCCGUAUCAAGAAGCCUCUCUCCCAGUUCCCUAUAACUAACCUACUUCGCUUGAGAACCAGUGCCAAACACUUCAAGCCGCAUCACAGGUACGCCGGCAAAUGACAGCGCAUCAUCAGUCGCCCAAUUCUGAGUUAAAAAAGCACAUGUCCCAUAACAGCCAAUAUCAGUUCCGAGCGAUCCCUGGUCUUUGCAUCAAUGCCCAGCCCUGCACACAACCGCUCCGCGGCUUGAACCAGACGACCGUCCUAAAUGAGUCCAAACUCAACAGUCAUCCUGAAACAACUUCGUUCUCCCGCCCGUAAUGAAGGAUCCUGCUCCAUGCUUCUCAAAAAACUCGAGAUACCCCAUGACACCAGCCAUCAUGCGUUCGACAAACUCGCAACCCGUCAUCCUACAUUCGAGAAUCUCUUGCCAUCCACUCUUCAGUACGAACAAGACACUCUUUUCUGCUCACUCAUGAAUGCAUGUUUAGCUGGCCACCCUGACGAACCGUCACACAUCAAAGACUAGUGUAAGGUUGAAUUUGGAAAGGGGCUUAUGUAAGGGCUAAGAGAGCUGUGUAAUAAAGCGGUUGUAGAAAAUUUUGUUUGAUAAUCGAUGUGUAUUCGAUGCAAUACACCUGGGGCUCAUUGAUCAAAGAGUGGCUGUUAUGCUUGAUUGAGGGAUUCUUCCCAUCCCGGUCG